Molecule: messenger RNA, 459 nt
Organism: Adineta steineri
Lineage: Eukaryota; Metazoa; Rotifera; Eurotatoria; Adinetida; Adinetidae
Source: the annotation of a GenBank genome assembly
AUGACACACCUUACGGAGAUCAACAACAAUAUUAUUUCAUGUCGGCUAGCCAUUACAGACGACAUUGAUCUAAUUUGCGGUUCUAUCGAUGAUCGCGUAUUUAUUCCUGCUUUUCUUGAACGUUCUAUCGCAUCAUCUCAUUGUCAUGUUGCUCUUCUCAAUGGUUCUCUCAUCAUUGGUUAUGCUGUUCUUGACUAUUCCUUUUACGCCCAAGCUUUUAUUGCAAUGCUACGUGUUCAUCCAUUGUAUCGACGGCAAAGAGUUGGUCUGACAUUAAUGCAAUAUUUGGAACAGCCAUUUUUAUGUACAACGAAGAAACUAUUUACAUCAGCAAAUCUAUCCAAUUUAGCAAUGCAAUCAUUACUAGCCAAACUACAGUAUAAGCUGAGUGGUGUUAUUCAUAAUUUGGACGACGAUGGAGAUUCAGAACUAGUCUAUUACAAAUCUGUAGCAGUGUAA